CACGAUCCGACUAUUGUAAAUAGACUUGUAUGUUCUGAAUAGAUUUUUGUGUGUGUCUGUCUCAUCUUCAUAGGUUAAGUGAGUGAGUAAGUGAGUAAGUGAGCUGAAGUAUCUCAAGCGGGAUGCGGGAAGCAGACGGAAAGCGCCGAGGUCCUCGCGCUUGACCGCAUCGGAAUGACGAGCUGCAUAACAAUUAACAACUCAUCAACCGCCACUGAUUCAUCGAUGCGUUUGCUCCCUUAAGAACGCCAACCCCCGCACUUCAUCCUCGUCCUUCCCCCUCGUUCUCAAUUGACUUUUGCCCAACAAUCAACAACAAUCCAAUCCAUCCAACAUCACCAUGGCUCUCAAACCCGGAGACUCUUUCCCCUCUGACGUUGUGUUCCAGUACAUUCCCUGGACAGAAGAAAGCGGCGAGAUUACCGCCUGCGGAAUUCCCAUCAACUACAACGCCUCGAAAGAAUGGGCCGAUAAGAAAGUCGUGCUCUUCGCCGUGCCUGGAGCCUUCACCCCCACCUGCUCCAUCAAUCACGUUCCGGGGUACAUCCAGAACCUUCCGCGGCUCCGAGAGAAGGGCGUGGAGGUGGUCGCUGUCAUUGCCUCCAAUGACCCAUUUGUGAUGAGUGCUUGGGGCAAGGCCAACAACAUCAAGGGCGAUGAUAUCCUCUUCCUCUCCGACCCCGAUGCCAGAUUCGCCAACUCCGUCGGUUGGGCGAACGGCGGCCGCACCGGCCGAUUCGCGAUCAUCAUUGACCACGGAAAGGUGACCUACGCACAGAUUGAGACCGAGAAGGGAGUCAAGGUUUCUGGUGCAGACGCUGUGUUGGCUCAUCUGUGAGGAUAGUGCUGUGGAUAAAGCAAGUGAAGAAAUCUAUAGAGAACAGUUUCGUGCCUGCCUCGUGUCAAAAAUUGGAUCUCAGUGGUUGUGGCUCUGUAGUCAUGUAAUUCUGUAAAGAGCAGUCCGUCAACCGCCAUUUGGAUAUGGUUCAAAGCAGGCUUAUACAAUCGAUGAUCCGAG
This is a messenger RNA of Aspergillus uvarum CBS 121591, 1018 nucleotides long. RefSeq names its product peroxiredoxin family protein. The coding region runs from base 341 to 838 and encodes 165 amino acids. The transcript is spliced from 5 exons. The record is from RefSeq and is a predicted model, not a curated record. Gene Ontology annotation, molecular function: thioredoxin peroxidase activity. Gene Ontology annotation, cellular component: mitochondrion; peroxisome; cytoplasm. Lineage: Eukaryota; Fungi; Ascomycota; Eurotiomycetes; Eurotiales; Aspergillaceae. Gene Ontology annotation, biological process: cellular response to oxidative stress; hydrogen peroxide catabolic process; cell redox homeostasis.